Lymnaea stagnalis (great pond snail) is the source of this 3291-nucleotide messenger RNA. The record is from the annotation of a GenBank genome assembly. NCBI's taxonomy places the organism in Eukaryota, Metazoa, Mollusca, Gastropoda, Lymnaeidae.
ACUUCCGGGUAGGGAAAUUCCGACAUAUUUUUUAAUAAUGUGAUAAGUAAUUUUACAGGCCUACAUAACUUUCUUAAAUUCAACCAUCCAUUUUCAGGGAGUAUUCCCAUUUGUACGUUUUAUGUCUGUAUUUUUGGAAAGUUUUUAGAGCAAAAUUGUAUUUUACUUGAUGUAGUUUGUAAUCGGUUAUCAAUAAGGUCAAUUUGAAAUUUUAAUUAAAUUGUAAAAAAAAAAAAAAUGUAAGUUGUUUGAAUUGAAAUUAAUGAAAUUGAAGGGCCUAGGCCUAUGCCUAGUGACAAGUGCUCAAACGUCACAUUUUUGUCAAAUUGAACUUUUUUUUUUUAAACAGUAUCAAGUUUAGCCAAGUGUACGACAGAAAUUUGAAUACAUUAAAAUGUAGGCCCUACCCAAAUCCCUUAACUAAACACGACAAAAUAUGAAAAUGAUCACGUUUUUACGGUUUUAUAGGCGAAAAGAAUAUUUGAACGUGAUUAUCUCAAAAUGAGCAUUUUGUGACAUAAGUUUAAGUCUUAGGCACCAAGUACCAAGGUCUUCAAUUCUAAAAAUUAAAUUAGUUCAAAUUAAAUGUUAAGACUAAGACAAAGUAACUGGCUUGUUAAGUUACCAAAUAACAAACUUGUGGUUGUGGACUAAAAUUUACUAUAUUAUAAUUAUAGGGCCGUCAUUUUCAUAAUUAAAGUAAGACUAAUUGUAUUAAUUAUUAACAAUGCAGAAAUGCCACUCCUCUGCUUGAAAUGGGGGUGGUAAUCCAGGUAUACUUAGCUUGCCCGACCCAGCGGCACCAACUCUAUCGAUGUCACUUCUUACAUUAAGAAGUAUUUUUACCUAGUAUGCUUUGUUUUGUCAAGUUUUGCAGUAGGGCCUACUUUCUACAAUUUCUGAGAAUGUUUAUUUAUUCAUCCCUUGUGAAUACACAAUGUGUAAAAAAUUGAUAUUAAUAAGUGUUUUAUUUCUGCAGUUUUAUAUUGAUAAAUUAUGUCUGACAAAGCACCAAUGCCAGAAGCACCUGAAGCUGAACCAUAUGCUAGGAUUGAAUUUCAUCUGCAAAUGCAACCUCAUGGCACAGUCACACUUCAUCAGGUAUAGGCCUACAGGAAUUAGAAAUUUUCAUAGCAUUAUUAGCUUUCUCCUUAUACAUUUUACUUUGUCAUAAAAAUGAUUUAUUUCUCAUAUUUUGGCGUAUUGUAAAAUUUCUUGUUUAUUUCUAAAAAAUACAUAUACCAUUAAGAUUUACCAUACAGUGUAGGCUUACAACUUACAAUACAAUGUGCAGCAUUUAUCACUAAGCUGAUUCAAUUUUGUACAAUUACUUUUAAGCAAAAAUGGAAACUUGGAAUUAGUUGUUCAUUUGCAAAAUAUCUUUCUUUAUGUCACUUUGAUAAAAAUAAAAGUUAAAAAAUAUGUACUUCUCUAUAUGGUAGACUAACAUUUGCACAGGCUUAAUGAAGGCUCUGGAGUUAAUAUGUAUUUUUUUUACCUUUUAAAUUAGGCCUGUACAACUCAAAAUGUAAGGCGGGCCAUAAUAAUUUAUGAAAUACUUGUGCGGACCAAAAGAUAAUGGGACGGGAAGGGGGGAAGCUGUUAAGAAAAUAAUAAUAAUAAUAGAGAAUAUUUUGUUACUUCGCGCGCCAAAAUGUGUAAAUAUAAAAGGAAUUAUAACACUCAUCAACUUACAAUGGGUAUUAAUUAAUAUCACUAAGAUAAUUAAAUGUGAAGUUUCCAUGUUUGACAAAGAAAAAUGUUUCAUUUUUUUUACAUUGUAAGAUGUCCAUAAAUAUAAAACAAAAAUAAAUUAUUCUAAAUUUUUAAUUACCGCGCUACUUUGUUUUUCUCUUUAUGAAAUGUAUAUACAGAUUUAUGAUUUGCAGGCUGACUGUGGAACUCAGACUCUAAUUGGUGCACUAAAGGAAGAUUUGAGAAAUUUGGUAAUUUGAAAAAUGUUUCUCCUUGGUGACUUUAAAUUAAAAUUAGUAAAUCUGUUUUGGGGAGUUUUCUGUGUGGGUGGCUGGGUAGCUCAGUUAGUUAGACCCAGAAUUUCUUUCUGUAAUCAUACACAAAAUAAUUUAAUACUGGUCACCAGUGCAUGCUGCUCUGUCCCAAAAAUUUUGUUUUUGUCUUGGUUAAAGUUUAAUCUGUUGUUUUUUUCUUGCCAUGUUCACAAGCUAUGUUUAUUUUUACACUGCAUGAGAUGUGUCACCUAUUGUAAAUAAUAUUUAAUAGACACUUUAAAUUUUAAAAUUCCAGAAUGAUCUGUGUCAAAAUUUGAUAAUAAUUUAAAAAAGCGACUAGGCAAGAUGAAGUUGCCUGCAAUAAUUCAACUUUCUAUAGUUUAAGGAAAUGGGCUGAUUACAAAUUAUACUCCCAAAAACAUUUCUUGUCAAUUUGAAUAAUAAAAGGGGUACUACUAAAAAAAAAAGUAUAGGUCACAGCACUGAUGGUUGCUUUAUAACAAAACUCUAUUUCAUUAUGCUCCUUUGUUUUUUCUUCUUUUAGUUUGGUGACCCGAAAGAUCAGUCAUGGUUUUUAAGAGAUACAAGUUUGCUGAAUGAAAAGACAUUAGAGUACUAUGGCAUAAAAGGAAUUGAUACAAAUUCUAGAAAUCCAACUAAGAUACUCGUUAAAAGUUCAAAAUAAAAAACAAUUUAAAAUAUUAUCUUAUAUAAUUUCGCUAAUAUUUUUAUCUUUGUUUUUUUGUCUCCAAAAAUGAACAAAGUAUUCCAUACACAGCCAGAGUCAACAUUUUAAAAGAAACCUGAAUUCUGCCAUAAUUUAAAUGUUUGGAAAAUGAAUUUUCCUUUCAAAAUGAUGUUUUUAAUUUGUCCAGCAUAUUUAUUGGAAAAAUCUUUCAAAUUAUUUAUUGCAGAAUUAUUUGUUCUUCUUCAUAAUAAAAUUAUUAUAAAAAAAAUAAAAAAAUUUUUUAAAUUUUAAUUUAUCUAUGACAACAGCUUCAAAAAUAAAAUUUUUCUUAUUGUGUAAAAUAUUAAAAGUAAAGGCAGGAAAAGAGCUCAAUGCAUGUUAUAAUAAACAUCUCUAGGAGUCUCAAAGCACCAGCAACAUUGUAUUUGCUACACCGACUUGACCCGUUUAAAAAUAAAUAAAUUAAUCAAUUUUCAUGCACAGAGUCUAUUGUUUAUGUUUUAUUAAUUUAAGGCUAAAUUAUUAUUGUUUUUUUUUUAAUGUGCUUGAAUUUGAAGCAUUGCAAAUUGUUGAGUGUGUAAAGAACAGACAAAAAAAGUAGGAUGGUGUAACCAUCAAUUAUUAAAGAUUAAA